This is a messenger RNA of Mugil cephalus (flathead mullet), 1941 nucleotides long. RefSeq names its product retinol dehydrogenase 12 (gene rdh12). The coding region runs from base 94 to 1050 and encodes 318 amino acids. NCBI's taxonomy places the organism in Eukaryota, Metazoa, Chordata, Actinopteri, Mugiliformes, Mugilidae. The record is from RefSeq and is a predicted model, not a curated record. The transcript has 7 exons.
CUGCGCUUUGGCUGCUCGUAAUGCUUUGACAUCAGCUGUUCUACCAACACUACAGUAGCAUCCUGCUGGAAGACACAAGGACUCCGUUGCAUUAUGUUUCUUUUAUUAACUGUCGCGGGCCUCGGGGUGACAACGCUGCUGGUGGUUGUGUUUGCAUCACACAUACGAAGAUAUGCAGCGGGAGGAGUUUGCAAGUCCACGGUUCGUAUGGAUGGGAAGACAGUUCUCAUCACAGGAGCCAACACGGGGAUUGGGAAGGAGACUGCACUGGACCUGGCAAUGCGAGGGGCUCGGGUGAUUAUGGCCUGCAGAGACGUGGAAAAGGCAGAGGAGGCUGCGGCCAGUAUACGAGCUACGUACCCGAAAGCACAAGUGGAGGUCAGAGAGCUGGAUUUGGCCGACACCUGCUCCAUACGAGCCUUCGCACAGAAAUUCCUGAGAGAGGUCCAACAUCUUCAUGUCCUCAUCAACAACGCUGGAGUGAUGAUGUGUCCCUACACAAAAACGAUCGAUGGCUUUGAGAUGCACAUUGGAGUCAAUCAUUUGGGUCACUUCCUGUUGACGUACCUCCUCAUCGGGAUUUUGAAGCGCAGCGCUCCGGCUCGGAUCGUGGUGGUCUCCUCUCUGGGACACAAUUUCGGCUGGAUCCGCUUCCACGACCUCCACAGCCAGGGCAGCUACCACAGCGGAUUAGCGUACUGCCAGAGCAAGCUGGCAAAUGUGCUCUUCACCAGAGAGUUGGCGCGCAGACUCAAAGACACCAACGUGACAGUGAACUCGGUCCACCCUGGAACGGUAAACUCUGACCUCACCAGACACUCGACUCUCAUGGCGAUAUUUUUCACCGUCCUGUCCAUGUUCCUGAAAACUCCACGGGAGGGAGCACAGACAAGCAUCUACUGCGCCGUGGCAGAGGAGCUGCACUCCAUCUCUGGGAAGCACUUCAGCGACUGCGCCCCUGCCUUUGUGGCCCCGCAGGGAAGGAGUGAGGAGACGGCGAGGAGACUUUGGGACGUCAGCUGUGAGCUUCUUGGCAUCGAGUGGGACUGAUUCAGCCUUCAGACCGGCGCCAACUCAGUUCUUUCAGGAGUUAACAUUCAUUUCAGUUUCUUUUUUCCCAUUAUGGUUUUGAUGUUCUGUACAUUGAAUACCUAAUAAGCAGUCAGGUAAGUCAAGUAAGAGGUGACGUGGAGUUGCUUUUUUGUGUAAUAAUGUAGUAAUUACAUUAUAAUUACUUGCGUAUUCUGGUGCUCUAUGACGGCUCGCCAAACCAGAACUACUCAGUAAUAUUAUCAUGUAAACACAAAUACCUUUUUGACUAUUUUUGUGACACAAUGUGAAAAGCAGUGUAAGCAAAAAAAAAAAAAAAGCGACUUGAUGUGUUUUAGGCUUUAGGAUACACCGAAGGGUCAAUGCAGGGUAAAAAAAAAAAAAAAAGAAAUUAAAAAUAAGACCAGCAUCUUUAUCAAUCCUUGUUUUGUUUAAUUUUUUUUUUUUUUUUUUUUUUUUUAAUUUAUCCAGCUUGAUUUUUGUGCCAGCAUUUCUAAAACAACUGCAGGGGUUCUUUAUAGUCUUUCUAGGUCAAUAAGAAAACUUAAAAGUCUGAGCCACAAUUCCCACCUUGUGUGAUAACUGUCGAUGUACGAGAUAAGGUUUUUUCUAUUUCAAACAAAUUCCGAGCUGGAAUCAUGUCACCGCGAUGACGGCAGCUAACGUUAACCCUCCCUCAUCGACGCAGCCUGCACAUCCUGGAGGAAUUAGUUUUACACGGAUAAAAAAGGAUCUCCCUACGUCAUGUUUCCUUUGCAGCAUUCACAAACAAAAGUUGCCAAGAGUUUACAUUCUGUGUUUUAUACAAGUGAAACAUGCCUUUUACUACACUUACAUUCAUGUCAAGAGUUGAAUGUUUACAUUUUAUGUAAAUAAACGGAAAUAUUACUA